UCAAUGUGAAACAACUUCCAAACAGUACUUUGCCGCCGAUUCUUUGAUUUCUUUCACGGCACAGACGGCGAAUAAUCUACACGCGCCGCUGUCGCCAUGUCUGAAUCCGAAGAGUCCUCUUCAUACCCUCCCAUAGACCCGGUGAACUUCGAUCUCAUCAUCAUCGGCACUGGCCUUUCCGAAUCGAUUAUCGCCGCCGCCGCAUCGGCCGUCGGAAAGACAGUCCUCCACCUUGACCCUAAUUCGUUCUACGGCAGCCAUUUUGCUUCUCUUUCUCUAGAAGAAAUCACCUCUUACCUCAAUUCCCCUCCCAAAUCCUCCACCGCCGCCGCAUCAUCAAGCGAUGAUUCCGAUUACGCCGUCAUAAACCUCAUACAUCAACCUCUUAUAUCCAGCGCUGAGCUCAUUUCAUGCGAUUCAGUCGACCAAUCCACGUUUCUUCUAGAAAAUUCGAGAAAGUUCAACCUCGAUUUGGGAGGACCUAGGGCUUUGUUCAGCGCGGACAAGACAAUCGACUUAUUAUUGAAAUCAGGUGCUGCACAGUACUUGGAGUUCAAAGGCAUCGACACGAGUCUCGUGUACAACGCAAGUGAGGGUUUGGUUAACGUGCCAGAUUCACGUGGAGCCAUUUUUAGAGACAAGAAGCUUUCGCUUAAGGAAAAAAACCAGUUGAUGAAGUUCUUCAAGCUUGUUCAGAAACACUUGGGUGGUGAUGAUGAGGAUGGAAGGAUUUCAGAGGAAGACAUGGAGAGUCCUUUUGUUAGUUUCUUGGAGAAAACCGGGUUGCCGCCAAAGAUAAAAGCGAUUCUUUUGUAUGCUAUAGCCAUGGUAGAUUUUGAUCAAGAAAAUAGCGAGGUUUGUAAAGAGUUACUUACAACAAAAGAUGGAAUAGAUCGUUUAGCUCAAUACAGCUCAUCUGUUGGAAGGUUUCCCAGUGCACCGGGGGCUUUGAUUUAUCCUAUAUACGGUGAAGGAGAACUACCACAAGCUUUUUGUCGUCGUGCGGCUGUCAAAGGUGGCAUUUAUGUUCUCCGAAUGCCGGUUAUUUCUCUGCUUAUGGAUAAGGUUACCGAGUCGUAUAAAGGUGUUAGAUUAGCUUCGGGUCAGGAUUUAUAUAGCCAUCAGCUAAUCUUAGAUCCGUCCUUCACAAUUCCAUCAGCACAGUCGUUGUCUCCUAAAGGAAUGGUGGCAAGAGGAAUAUGCAUCACGAGGAGUUCCAUAAAGCCAGAUGUGUCAAAUUGCUCUGUGGUGUAUCCUCCUAGAUCUCUAUAUCCUGAUCAGGUUGCAUCAGUCAGAGCUCUUCAGAUAGGAUCAAAUCUCGCAGUUUGUCCCGCGGGCACCUUUGUUUUGUAUUUUUCCACUUUGUGCAAUGAUCCCGAUGAAGGAAAGAAGUUACUAAAAGCAUCCAUGAAGGCUCUUUUUACAUUGCCUGUAUCUGGAAACACAGAAACCAACGUUCAAAGUGACAGUGAAGAUAAAAAAGCCGUUGUGCUCUGGAGUGCAAUUUAUGUUCAAAAAUUAACUAUGAGCAAAUUUGAAGCUAUUAGUUCCGCUCCAACACCAGAUGGAAAUCUAAACUACAAUGACCUUAUAGAUGCAACUGAGGAGCUAUUUAGUCAAAUGUACCCUAAUGAAGAGUUCUUUCCAAAGACGACAUCCUCUGAAGAUUCCACGGACGACGACGAUGAUAAUGGGAUAAUUAUGGAAAGCUAAUCAAGAUCAAACUGUCAUGUGAGAACUGCUACACCAAGAUCUGGGAGGAAGGAAGCUGUGAAACUAUAUGCACAUGCAGUAUAAUUUUGUGUGAACCAAAAACCAGAGGUCCUCAAGGCUGGCAAAAGCAGUUGUUGUUGUUAAGUAUGAUUUUUUUUUUGUCAAGCAUACAGAUACUGAUUUGGUGCUGUAUUUGCACUUUAGAGCGUUUAUAGAACGAAUUACUACUCCAUGAAGAUGUGGUACUGAGGAAAAUCCAUAGCUACCAGGGGAUGAAGUAUAGUGAUCAAGGUUCCUUUAGAUCUGUAAUGUAGUUUGUAUCUUCUUUUUAUUGACGAGAUACUGUAGUUUCAGUUUGUAUCUGGAAAUUGAUUUAGUUGUACAUUAUUUUAUUUGAGGUUAUGAUUUGUGACA
Vicia villosa (hairy vetch) is the source of this 2127-nucleotide messenger RNA. RefSeq names its product rab escort protein 1. Gene Ontology annotation, molecular function: GDP-dissociation inhibitor activity. The record is from RefSeq and is a predicted model, not a curated record. Lineage: Eukaryota; Viridiplantae; Streptophyta; Magnoliopsida; Fabales; Fabaceae. The transcript has 9 exons. Gene Ontology annotation, biological process: intracellular protein transport; vesicle-mediated transport; protein geranylgeranylation. Gene Ontology annotation, cellular component: nucleus; Rab-protein geranylgeranyltransferase complex; cytosol. The coding region runs from base 97 to 1713 and encodes 538 amino acids.